CGCUGGUGGCCGCAGCGCUCUCGGUUCUCCCGGGUCCAGAGAGGGUGAACCGAGACAGAGAAAGGGCGCGGAACGGGAAGAAGGUGAGUCUGCACGGUGUAUGCGAUAAAGGGAGGUGGCACCGCGGCACAAGGUUGAAUUAGGUAAAUGGACUCGUGCUGCUAUCUCUCCGGAGAUACCGUUAUCUUUGGGCUGGCGAGAGUCCGGUGAGGAGCCAUAGCCUGGUCCUUACACCAGUUCUCACCUCAGCACCGCGGCCAUCUCCACCAUGCAGUCUCGGGAAGACGCUCCGCGCUCUCGCCGCCUCUCCAGUCCCCGUGGUGGGAGGCGGCCCAAAAGGAUUCACAAGCCCACGGUUUCAGCUUUUUUCGCGGGCCCUGAGGAGCUGAAGGACACGGCCCAUUCUGCAGCCCUGCUGGCACAGCUCAAGUCCUUCUACGACGCGCGGCUGCUGUGUGAUGUGACCAUCGAGGUGGUGACGCCUGGCAGUGGGCCUGGCACGGGCCGCCUCUUCCCCUGCAACCGUAACGUGCUGGCUGCCGCGUGUCCCUACUUCAAGAGCAUGUUCACCGGCGGCAUGUACGAGAGCCAGCAGGCAAACGUGACCAUGCACGAUGUGGAUGCCGAGUCCUUCGAGGUGUUGGUCGAAUACUGCUACACGGGUCGCGUGUCGCUAAGCGAGUCCAACGUGCAGCGCCUUUAUGCAGCCUCGGACAUGUUACAGCUCGAGUACGUGCGGGAAGCCUGUGCCUCCUUCCUAGCCCGCCGCCUUGACCUGGCCAACUGCACCGCCAUUCUCAAGUUCGCCGACGCCUUCGACCAUCACAGGCUGCGCUCACAGGCCCAGUCCUUCAUCGCCCACAACUUCAAGCAGCUCAGCCGGAUGGGUUCGAUUCGGGAGGAGACCCUGGCAGAUCUGACUUUGGCCCAGCUGCUGGCCGUGCUGCGCCUGGAUAGUUUAAACAUCGAGAGUGAGCAAACGGUGUGUCACGUGGCGGUGCAGUGGUUGGAAGCGGCUCCCAAGGAGCGGGGUCCCAGCGCUGCGGAAGUCUUCAAGUGUGUCCGCUGGACACACUUCACUGAUGAAGAUCAGGAUUACCUGGAAGCGCUGCUAACCAAGCCCAUUGUGAAGAAGUACUGUCUGGACCUUAUUGAAGGGGCCCUGCAGAUGCGAUAUGGUGACAUACUGUACAAGUCUCUGGUGCCAAAGCCAGAGUGCAGCAGCAGCUCUGUUGUUUCUGCAGCAGAAAAUCCACCCCAGAGGCUGGGUGUGUGUGCCAAGGAGAUGGUGAUAUUCUUUGGACAUCCCAGAGAUCCCUUUCUCUGCUGUGACCCCUACUCCGGCAAUAUUUACAAAGUGCCGUCACCUUUGACCUGCCUUGCUCACACUAGGACUGUUACCACCUUAGCUGUCUGCGUCUCUCCAGACCAUGACAUCUAUCUAGCUGCCCAGCCCAGGAAAGACCUCUGGGUGUAUAAACCAGCCCAGAACAGUUGGCAGCAACUUGCAGAUCGCUUGCUCUGCCGUGAGGGCAUGGAUGUGGCAUACCUUAAUGGGUACAUUUACAUCUUGGGUGGGCGAGACCCUAUUACUGGAGUUAAAUUGAAGGAAGUGGAAUGCUACAGUGUUCAGAGAAACCAGUGGGCACUGGUGGCUCCACUACCCCAUUCUUUUAUCUCCUUUGACUUAAUGGUAAUUCAGAACUAUCUUUAUGCUCUCAACAGCAAGCGCAUGUUCUGCUAUGACCCUAGCCACAACAUGUGGCUGAAGUGUGUUUCUCUUAAGCGCCAUGACUUUCAGGAAGCCUGUGUCUUCAAUGACGAGAUCUACUGUAUCUGUGACAUCCCGGUCAUGAAGGUCUACAAUCCAGUCCGAGCAGAAUGGAGGCAGAUUAAUAAUAUCCCUUUGGUGUCAGAGACCAGCAACUAUCGGAUCAUCACUCAUGACGAAAAAUUGUUGCUGAUCACCUCUCGCACCCCACAGUGGAAAAAAAACCGGGUGACUGUGUAUGAAUAUGACAUUAGUGGGGACCAGUGGAUUAAUAUAGGUACCACAUUAGGCCUCUUCCAAUUUGAUUCUAACUUUUUUUGCCUCUCAGCUCGUGUUUAUCCUUCCUGCCUUGAACCUGGUCAGAGUUUCCUCACUGAGGAAGAAGAGAUACCGAGUGAAUCUAGUACUGAAUGGGAUUUGGGUGGAUUCAGUGAGCUGGAUUCUGAGUCAGGAAGUUCAAGUUCUUUAUCUGAUGAUGAUUUGUGGGUACAAGUAGCACCUCAGUGAAAUACACAGGAUCAGCAGGGUUUGUUGUACAUAGGUUGAAACAUUAAGGUGGUUUCACUGCUUUGGAAAGUAUCUUAAAGAAAUACCUGUUCCCUUUACUGUAGGAAAAGACAGUUGGUUGAUUUCAGGUUUGGUUUAGAAAGGGUUUUGUUUGAACUAAUGUAAUUUAAUGUUAGAGAAUUUGAGCACUCCAAAAACAACCUAUUUAAUAAUUUACUGUUCUAAAAGUCUAGUAUUGAUUUGUUCAGUAUGUUUGUUAGAUUAUGCUGAUUUAGUUUUCUACUGUUAAAUCUUACAUUCUGUUUAGUGCCACAAAUACAGUAACUUGAAUUUUAAUUUUCAUAAUAGAAAACUUAUUGGAUAGGAAUUACUAGAUAGGGUUUUGAAAGUAUAUUUUUCUUCAGAACAGUGUAGUAGAUUUCCAAAACUUUAGUGGGUUUUAACAAAGUGUGUUCUAACUUAAAUACAGUUUGCUAAGUUUUAGUUUAGUUUUCUCCCUUUUUGAGAAGGAAAAAAAAUGCAUAUAUGUUUAAUGUGACUGAAUGUUGAUUUCAUUUGAAAUACUGUUCAGAAUGGUCGUAAACUCACUGGUAAUAAUAAUAAUAAUAAUAAUAAUAAUAAACAGGAGUCUACUGUUUGAAAGGAAAUUUCAGUUUUAAAUUUGUAAUAUAAAAUGUGUAUUUGCAGAUAGUGACCAAUUUUCCAUCUGGAAAAUAUUCCAUUCUAGCAGUGCCACCAAUCAUCUACAAAGGUUAAAAAACCAAUUCAGUGACGUCCUUUGUAGCUUCAUAUUUUUUAUCUAUACUUGGUACAUGCUUCCUUGAAUCAGAGGAAUGAUCCUUUUUUUCACUGGACACAAUUGUGUAAAUUUUUGUCCAUUGUCUUAAAAAGUUUAUGUGAUUUUAAAAAUAUUUUGGCUGUAUAGUUUUGGUGUUCAUCCUAAAAGAUUUUUCAGCAAGAUGUGAUUAUUCUUUACUGUUUUGUGAGGUAAUACUGGUUUUUAAAAUAUGUAUAAGCUAAGAACAGUAUUUUAUUGAUUAGUAGUUAUUGUAUCUAUCAACUGUAAAAUCAAGGGCCAGCAGAGAACUUUAAAACUUUUAAGUAUAGAACUGUUUUGUGUAGCGUUGAGAUAUUCUGUCAGUUUUGUAAGUCACUAAAUGUUAUUAUCAUCUUAAAGGUAUUUUUGUAUUAAAAGUUUACAGUUAAAUAACACAAGUGGACGAUGGCAUUUGGGGCCAGUAGUAAAAGUAUAUUUCGUCUAAAAUAUUUCCCUAAGCAGUGCUACGUAUACAUGGUUGUUUUAUUAGGGUAUUUGUAUCUGCUCUGUGUUUCUCUGAACCAUGCUCCAGUCUAUGUUUCUGUUCGCGUAUGUAAGCGAAAGUCCAGAAAUAGAGACUAAAUCACGUAGCACUGACAUUUUUAAAUACAAGGAAAUAUAAAUGCUUACCACCUGAGGGUUUACUAGAUCUGGUCGUUGUUAUACAUGAUAAAUGACCAGAUGCUUAGAGUGUAUAAAAUUUUCUAUACCCUAUUAGAAUUACCUUCCUGAAUCUUCAUUCAAUCACAUGCUAAUUCUUCGUCUGUCUCUGUUUAUUCUCUGGUGACAGAACGCUGACAUUUCCUACCCCUGGCAGAGUGCUGAGGAGUCUGCUCUCAGGUGGGAAACUAAAUUUUUGAAUGAAAUACCAUAGGAUAGACAGAGAGAGGGGGAGACACAAAAGGUUUUUUU
Messenger RNA from Rhinolophus ferrumequinum (greater horseshoe bat), 4007 nucleotides. Its product is annotated as kelch repeat and BTB domain-containing protein 6. The transcript has a single exon. Bases 269 to 2278 code for a protein of 669 amino acids. The record is from RefSeq and is a predicted model, not a curated record. Gene Ontology annotation, molecular function: protein binding. Lineage: Eukaryota; Metazoa; Chordata; Mammalia; Chiroptera; Rhinolophidae.